Messenger RNA from Penicillium paradoxum, 1857 nucleotides. Its product is annotated as glycerol kinase. The transcript has 4 exons. The coding region runs from base 1 to 1857 and encodes 618 amino acids. Gene Ontology annotation, biological process: triglyceride metabolic process; glycerol-3-phosphate biosynthetic process; glycerol metabolic process. Gene Ontology annotation, cellular component: mitochondrion. NCBI's taxonomy places the organism in Eukaryota, Fungi, Ascomycota, Eurotiomycetes, Eurotiales, Aspergillaceae. Gene Ontology annotation, molecular function: glycerol kinase activity. The record is from RefSeq and is a predicted model, not a curated record.
AUGCAGCCCUCAGAGACCUUCGUGGGAUCAAUCGAUCAAGGCACAACCAGCACCAGAUUCCUAAUUUUCAAUCGUGAAGGCGAGCCAGUAGCAUCGCAUCAGGUUGAGUUCAGCCAAAUCUAUCCACAUCCGGGCUGGCACGAACACGACCCCCUCGAGAUCGUAAUCUCAGUAGAAACCUGCAUCGAAGAAGCUGUCACUAAAUUCGAAGCCCAAGGCUACACCCGAAGCAGCAUCAAAAGCAUCGGAAUAACCAACCAGCGCGAAACAACGAUAGUCUGGGACCAUGAGACCGGCGAACCCCUGUACAAUGCCAUUGUCUGGACAGAUACGCGCUCGCAGGCGAUUGUCGCCGAGCUGAAACAGAGACCAGGGGCUGGGCAGCUCCAGGCUCUCUGUGGGUUGCCGCUGUCAACUUACUCCUCGGCGACGAAGUUGCUCUGGAUGCUGGCGCAUGUCCCCAGAGUGAAGGAUGCAUUUGACCGCGGGACGCUGGCGUUUGGUACCGUCGACACUUGGCUCGUAUACCGUUUGAACGGUGGCGUGACUGCCAACGUCUUUGUCUCGGAUUCGACAAACGCUUCGCGGACUAUGUUUGUGAAUUUGGAGACUUUGCGGUAUGAUGAUGCGUUGUUGGAUUUCUUUGGGAUUAGGGGGAAGGUUCAUUUGCCGAGGAUUGUUCCUUCGUCGGAUGAGAGGGCGUAUGGUGUUAUUGCUUCGGGAGCCUUGGCUCAGGUUCCGAUUAUGGGAUGUUUGGGAGAUCAGUCUGCUGCGCUGGUUGGGCAGAAGGGGUUCUCGCCCGGAAUGGCGAAGAAUACUUACGGUACGGGAUGCUUUCUUCUGUAUAAUGUUGGCGACAAGCCGGUGUUCUCCACGCAUGGAUUGCUGGCGACGGUGGCGUACCACUUUGGUGGGAAGCCUAUCUAUGCUCUUGAGGGGAGUAUUGCUGUCGCUGGCUCAGGGAUCAAGUUCUUGCAGAAUAACUUGACUUUCUUCCAAGAGUCCAAGGAGGUUAAUGACCUUGCUUACUCGGUGGAAGAUAACGGUGGCUGUGUGUUUGUCACUGCCUUCAGUGGACUUUUCGCACCUUAUUGGAUUGAUGAUGCCAAAGGGACAAUCUUUGGAAUCACCCAAUACACCCAAAAGGGCCAUAUUGCACGUGCAACCUUAGAGGCAACCUGCUUCCAGACCAAAGCGAUUCUGGAUGCAAUGGAGAAAGACAGCGGCCAUACACUCUCUGAACUAGCCGUAGAUGGAGGCAUGAGCAACUCGGAUUUGGCAAUGCAGACCCAAGCAGACCUAAUUUCCAUCCCCGUCUACCGCCCCAAGAUGCGCGAGACCACAGCCCUCGGUGCAGCAAUUGCAGCCGGUCUCGCCGUUGGACUCUGGCGCAAUUCCGCCGAGCUACGCGAUAUCAACCGUUCCGGCGGCGCUGUCUUCGAGCCCCAAGUCUCACGACAAGAAAGUGCUUUGAAGUUCUCAGAAUGGGAAAAGGCCGUGGAAAUGAGUAAAGGAUGGAUGGAAAACGAACGUCCCGAACAGAAAAAAGUCAAUGGCGCGACGAAUGUGACGUAUACGCCGGUUACGAAACAUGCUGUUUCCCCGCCAAAGAUCAUUCACAGCCCCGAGAAUGUGGUCUCAGAAGUGGUUAAUACUCCUGCUUUCACCGCGUCUGUUAAAAAGACAACUCAUGUUUCGAUCAAGGAGAUUGAAGUCCCAUCUGCAAAGAGGGGAUUGCUAAGUAUGCUGGGUGACUUGGAUGAUGCAGAUGAAGAGGAUUUGUUCUUGGAGCUGCGGAAAGUGGAAAUCUUACAGAAGCUGAAGAAGUUGCGGAAGCGCCAGACAACUUGCUACUGA